GUGGCUGGAUGCGGGGAGUUUGGAGUUGGAGGGCAAGGAAGGGAGCAGGGCCUGGGGGAGGGGGGAAAGAGGGGUGCUGGUGGUGCUGUAUCUGGGAGUAAGUUUCCAAGAACGAGAGAGCCUGCACGCUUGCUUGCUAGCUACUCGGCUCGCCCCCCACCUCACCCCCCCAAGUGGAGAUUGGUCGUCUUGUCGGAUUGCCCAGGCACUUGUUGCCGAAACAGCCAAGGCUCUGGUUCCAGAGGAUGGUGAAGGAGGAAGGCACAGGAGCAAGGCGACCCUGAAGGAGUCUCCAGCGGUCUCACUCCUCAGACAGACCCAGGUCUCUUCUUCCCACCUGCCCAGCAGCAUGUGAGCAGCAUGACUGGCCAGCUGCAGGAGAAGCCCCCAGAGCCAGGACCCCCACACAGCUACCCGCUACCAAGGUCAAGGUGCGAAGGACGUUCCCCCACCACGGUGGUGUCUGGUCCGUACUUCCGCCCGGGCGAGGAUGUAGGCAGCUCUGCCCUGCUGAUGACUGGUCCAAGCCAACAGGGACCCCUGCCUCCAGCCACCUUCAAAGACAUGUCAGCCGUGGAGUAGGGUGGACACUUUCUCUCAUCUUCUCAGGGUCUCAGGAUUUUUUUUUUAUUGGAUUUUCUUCAUUUCUUCUUUUUUGUUGCUGUUUUUUUGGUUUUUGUUUUGUGGCUGAACACUCAUAAGCAAGGAGGGCAUCAUGGGGGACCAGCAACUGUACAAGACCAAUCACGUGGCCCAUGGUGGUGAGAACCUCUUCUAUCAACAGCCACCCCUUGGUGUCCACAGCGGGCUGAGCCACAGCUAUGGAAAUACAAUCUCCGGGGCUGGAAUGGACGCCCCGCAGGCCUCACCCAUCUCGCCUCACUUCCCUCAAGAUACUCGGGAUGGUCUUGGCUUGCCUAUUGGCUCCAAAAACCUUGGCCAAAUGGAUACCUCCAGGCAGGGAGGAUGGGGAAGCCAUGCAGGGCCUGGGAACCACGUCCAGCUUCGUAGCAACUUGGCCAACUCAAACAUGAUGUGGGGGGCACCAGCCCAGGUGGAGCCCACUGAUGGCUACCAAUACACUUAUUCCCAGGCCAGCGAGAUCCGGACCCAGAAACUCACCAGUGGGGUUUUGCACAAGCUGGACUCUUUCACCCAGGUGUUUGCCAACCAAAACCUACGGAUUCAGGUCAACAAUAUGGCCCAGGUGCUGCACACCCAAUCAGCAGUGAUGGAUGGAGCCUCUGACAGUGCCCUCCGGCAACUGCUGUCUCAGAAGCCUGUGGAGCCCUCAGCGUCAGCUAUAGCUUCCCGCUACCAGCAGGUGCCCCAGCAGCCUCACCCUGGUUUCACAGGUGGACUGCCCAAACCAGCCCUUCCAGUCGGACAGCACGCUCCCCAAGGGCACCUGUAUUAUGACUACCAGCAGCCCCUGGCCCAGAUGUCCAUGCAAGGAGGACAGUCACUGCAAGCCCCUCAGGUGCUGUCCAGCCAUAUACAACCAUUGCAGCAGCACCAGUAUUACCCACAGCCGCCGCCUCAGCAGCAGCAAGCCGGACUGCAGCGGAUCUCCGUGCAGGAGAUGCAACAGCAGCAGCAGCAGCAGCAGAUUCGCCCCUCACCGCCUCAGCAGCAACAGCAGCUCCAACUGCAGCAGCGGCAGAGUUCACUGCAGAUACCUCAGUAUUAUCAACCCCAACCCAUGAUGCAACACUUGCAAGAGCAGCAGCAGCCAUCCAUGCACCUGCAGCCCCCUUCGUACCACAGGGACCCUCAUCAGUAUACCCCGGAGCAGGCACACGCUGUCCAGCUGAUCCAGCUGGGCUCCAUGCCCCAGUAUUACUAUCAGGAGCCUCAACAGCCCUAUAGCCACCCCCUCUACCAGCAGAGCCACCUGUCCCAGCACCAGCAGCGUGAAGACAGUCAGUUGAAGACGUAUUCUAGUGACAGACAGACCCCGGCUAUGCUGAGCUCCCAUGGGGACGUGGGGCCUUCUGAUACAGGGGUGGCAGAUCCAGCAAGCUCAGAAAUGACACGGGUCACUAGUACCCUUCCUCACCAACCACUCCUGUCCCCCAGUGGGAUCCACCUCAACAACAUGGGGUCUCAGCAUCAGCAGCCAUCUCCCAGUGCGAUGUGGCCCCAGAUGCACUUACCUGAUGGGAGAGCCCAGCCUGGAUCCCCGGAAUCAAGCAGCGGCCAAACCAAAGGAGUGUUUGGGGAACAGUUCGAUGCCAAGAACAAGCUGACGUGCUCCAUCUGCCUGAAGGAGUUCAAAAGCCUGCCUGCCCUGAAUGGCCACAUGCGGUCCCACGGGGGAAUGAGGGCCUCCCCCAGCCUCAAACAGGAGGAAGGAGAGAAGGCCCCACCGCCUCCGCCUCAGCCUCAGCCUCAGCCCCAGCCGCCACUGCCACCUCCGCCUCCGCCGCCGCCACCACCGCAGCUCCCUCCUGAGGCAGAGCGCCUCACGCCUAUGGUCAUGCCCGUGUCUGUCCCUGUCAAGCUUCUCCCACCCAAGCCCAGCUCUCAGGGGUUCACCAACAGCGUCGCUGCCACCCCCUCGGCCAGAGACAAGCCAGCCAGCUCGAUGUCGGACGACGAGAUGCCUGUGCUCGUGAGGAUGACCCUCUCCCCCCCUCACUCUCCCCAAGGGGCUGCCCCCCGUGCGCCUGCUGAAAUCCCCCGGAAACAUCCACCCAUCGCCGCCAAAGUUGAGGAGCCCCUCAAGACCCUACCAGAGAAGAAGAAGUUCCGGCACCGGCCUGAGCCCCUCUUCAUCCCGCCACCGCCUUCUUCCUAUACUCCCAACCCCACCUCUUACUCGGGGGCCACCCUGUACCAGAGCCAGCUGCGCUCCCCACGAAUCCUCGGGGAUCACCUGCUCCUGGACCCCGCCCACGAACUGCCCCCCUACACGCCGCCACCCAUGCUGAGCCCCGUGCGCCAGGGCUCAGGGCUCUUCAGCAAUGUCCUCAUCUCUGGCCACGGCCCUGGAGUGCACCCCCAGCUGCCCCUCACUCCCCUCACGCCCACGCCACGCGUGCUGCUGUGUCGUUCCAGCAGCAUCGACGGCAGCAAUGUGACAGUCACCCCAGGACCUGGAGAACAGACUGUGGAUGUUGAACCACGCAUCAACAUUGGCUUACGAUUCCAAGCAGAGAUCCCAGAACUCCAAGACGUCUCGACCCUGGCUCAGGACACACACAAGGCCACACUGGUAUGGAAGCCGUGGCCUGAGCUGGAAAACCAGGCCCUCCAGCAGCAAGUGGAGAAUCUUCUGAAUUUGUGUUGUUCCAGUGCGCUGCCAGGUGGAGGGACCAAUUCAGAAUUUGCUUUGCACUCUCUCUUUGAGGCCAAAGGUGAUGUGAUGGCUACCCUGGAAAUGCUGCUGCUGCAGAAGCCAGUCAGGUUAAAAUGUCAUCCUUUAGCAAAUUACCACUAUGCUGGUUCUGACAAGUGGACAUCCCUAGAAAGAAAACUGUUUAACAAAGCCUUGGCCACUUACAGCAAAGACUUUAUAUUUGUACAGAAGAUGGUGAAGUCCAAGACAGUGGCUCAGUGCGUGGAGUACUACUACACUUGGAAGAAGAUAAUGCGACUAGGGCGGAAACACCGGACACGCCUGGCAGAAAUCAUUGACGACUGCAUGACCAGCGAAGAGGAAGAGGAGGCCGAGGAGGAAGAAGAAGACCCAGAAGAAGAUAGGAAAUCCAUAAAAGAAGAGGAGAGUGAAGUGUCCAAGUCGCCAGAGCCACCGCCUGCCCCUGCCCUGGCUCCUACUGAGGGGCCACCCAUGCAGGCUGUUGGCCAACAACCAUCAGGCAACUUCAUUUGUGAAAUGCCCAACUGUGGGGCUGACUGUAGAUGUCAUGUCGCUCCCUUUCUUCCUCAGGUGUUCAGCUCCCGACAGGCACUAAACGGCCACGCCCGCAUCCAUGGCGGCACCAACCAGGUGGCUAAGACCCGAGGUGCUGUCCCCUCUGGGAAACAGAAGCCAGGAGGCACCCAGAGUGGGUACUGCUCAGUGAAGAGUUCACCAUCUCACAGUACCACCAGUGGAGAGACAGACCCCACCACCAUCUUCCCCUGCAAGGAGUGUGGCAAGGUCUUCUUUAAGAUCAAAAGCCGGAAUGCACACAUGAAAACCCACCGGCAGCAAGAAGAGCAGCAGAGGCAGAAGGCUCAGAAGGCAGCUUUCGCAGCAGAAAUGGCAGCCACCAUCGAGAGGACUACAGGGCCGGUGGGGGUACCUGAGCUGCUACCCCUGGACCAACUGAGUCUGAUGAAGCCGGUCAAGGACGUGGACAUCCUGGACGAUGACGUGGUCCAGCAGUUAGGCGUCAUGGAGGAGGCCGAGGUGGUAGGCACAGAUCUUCUCUUGGAUGACCAAGAUUCGGUGUUGCUUCAGGGUGAUACAGAACUCUAAACCCCCGUUCAUCACCUAGAGACACAGAAGCCAUGGCCUCCACCUCCGUGGUCCACAGAGCCUGGACUUCCUGCUCCUUUGGAAACCCUUUUAAACUACCUGUUUAAAAAGCGGUCCUUUUCUUCAGGUUAAGGGAGGGAACUCCAGUUCUUUCUCUUUUACCUUCUUUUACAUUGUUUUUGUUGGGGGUUGGGGGGAAUAAAAACUUGGCACAACUGUCUUUAAGAGGUGUCUCAUCUGGGCUGUGUUCUCAUGAGGCCGCUUUCCCUCGGGGUGGGCCUCACCUUCCUGUUCCUUUGCUUUCAGAUGUCAGCCACCCUGGUUGCCUUUUAUCUCCAAACUCGCUGUGUGUGUGUGUGUGUGUGUGUGUGUGUGUGUGUGUGUGUGUGUGUGUGUGUGUAGGUAAGUAGGUAGGUAGCAGGUUAUCCCAUUCAUUCUGGGACUUUAGGCCAUGUUUUCUCACAAAGAAUUAUUUUAUUCUGUUCUGAUCUGCCAGAAAGAGUUCUCUCUCUCAAAUCAGAAGAAUUAAUCUCUCUCUCUCUCUCUCUCUCUCUCUCUCUCUUUCUCUCUCUCUCUCUCUCUGUCUCUCUCUUCUCUGUCUCUCUCUCUCUCUCCCUCUCUCCCUCUUUCUCUCUCUCUCCCCCCCUCUCGCUUUCUCUCUCUGUUUCCAACAUGGUCCAUGGCCAGUGGAGUUCUGAACUUAUUUUGCACCACUUGAACGUACUGUGAAGCCUCUCUCACUCUGACUUGCUCUAAGGUGUGUGCUGGACUGAGCUUUGUUUGCCUAGACGUUAGCUACAGAGAGACAGGGUUUUUCUAACACAUAGAGAUGGAAACUGCUUUGAAAACCAACACAAAUGUGUCCAGAUUCAAGUUUGCUACAAUGCUCACAUUCAAACAAUGAAUGUAUUUGUUCCAGGUCACUUACCAAAGCGACUCCAGACGUCUCUAAGCUACAUGACUUUGCUCUGUCCCUGAAGGCAGGGGGCACCAUUUGUACUUGAAGGCAAUAAACCUGCAAUCCGACAAAAAAUGUCAUUGCCUAGACUUGUCAGUUGGGCUGAUCCCCUCCCACUGCUAGUGCACAGUCAGACUGGACCACUGCCGCUGGCACAGUGGGGAGCCCGCCAGCCUCCCUUCUGUGGUCAUGGCCUGUGGCCCCCAGGUGUCUUCAGGUCUUAACCCUCCUUGAGUAGACUAGCUCCCCAGCCCUGUGUAGCUGUCAUGCUGGGCCACUGCGCUGGCCCGUGAUCAGCUUGGCAUUAGAGAGCAUCCUAGUGGAGAAGUAGGGUUGGGCACCCUUCACAUUGGAUUCUACAAAACCAUUUGGCACAUACUCCCUCGGGGCCAGGGCACCAUUGCCCACCACAGCCCCCACUCAGGCGGUGGCUUCUGAGGCUCAGGAAAGCCGCAAACAGAAGACUAGUUACAAAGCUUCUUUUCCUGUCCAUCACUGUUUUUAGAACUCUCUUGAGGUCCUUCGUAGGUGGGGUGAGGGUAUAUUUUCUUUGCUGUUCUUUCAGAGGGUAGUCGUAGUAGCCUGUGUGUGAUCUCAGCAGUGUUGCUUUAAGAACUCCCUGGGCAUCAUGCGUGUGCUUCCUUUAAAACCAUUCCAGAGGCCACUCCUCAGGCGACCCCAAGACCCUGUCUGUCGUGGUGUCUGCUUAGCUCCAGAAAAGAGCAAAUGCCCAGAGAACUUAGGGAAAUUGGUGUCCUCCUCCCACUUGGGGAUUUGCCCAGUUUGACACCUUAGAAACAAGCUGACCUGCCAUCGCCAGUAUCAAUGCACAGUUCAUUAUGAUUUGUCAUGCAGAAUAGCGUAAGGAAUAUUUUGACUUGAAAUAACCAAAGAACUCCUCCUUAAUGAGACAGUUCAGAUACCUGUGUUUGUAUUUCCUGACUAUCAGCUUAAAAUUUAAUUGACUUCCGAUUAAAAUAUUGCACUUUUUUUUUCCCGGAAAUGAUUUUACCUGCAUGUGCGCGCGUUGUGUUUUAGCUGCCCUCCCCACAGGCCCCAAAGAACUUUUCUUCCUAAUGGUUAAUGUCUUUACCCGGCUCUCAUUGACGCAAUGGAUUUUCAGUAAUGGGUUUAGAUUCCCUUUGAGAAAGCUUGUAUAUAAAAAGUUAACAGAUAUAUUUUAUGGAAAAACCCAUCUUAUUUUCAAAUAUAUUUAACUGCUGUUAUAUUUUAUUAGAGGAAGGUUGUAAAUAUUUUCUAGGAGUUCUAUUGUAAAGAAAAGUAUUUUUGAAAAAAAUUAAUGUAAUAAAAAGGAAACCGUUUUUAACUAGUG
Mastomys coucha (southern multimammate mouse) is the source of this 6717-nucleotide messenger RNA. RefSeq names its product transcriptional regulating factor 1 (gene Trerf1). Gene Ontology annotation, biological process: regulation of transcription by RNA polymerase II; negative regulation of DNA-templated transcription. The record is from RefSeq and is a predicted model, not a curated record. Gene Ontology annotation, molecular function: transcription corepressor activity. NCBI's taxonomy places the organism in Eukaryota, Metazoa, Chordata, Mammalia, Rodentia, Muridae. The transcript has 18 exons. The coding region runs from base 716 to 4426 and encodes 1236 amino acids. Gene Ontology annotation, cellular component: histone deacetylase complex; transcription regulator complex.